AUGCCAAGAGCUCCAAGAAACUACUCUAAGACCUACUCGGUUCCAAAGAGACCUUUCGAAAUCGCAAGAUUGGACGCAGAAUUGAAGUUGUGCGGUGAGUACGGUUUGAAGACUAAGCAUGAAAUCUAUAGAAUUGGAUACCAGCUUUCCAAGAUUAGAAGAGCUGCAAGAGACUUAUUAACCAGAGAUGAGAAGGAUCCAAAGAGAUUGUUUGAGGGUAACGCUUUGAUCAGAAGAUUGGUUAGGGUUGGUAUCUUACCAGAAGACAAGAUGAAGUUGGAUUACGUUUUGUCCUUGAAGAUUGAGGACUUUUUGGAAAGAAGAUUACAAACUCAAGUGUUCAAAUUGGGUUUGGCUAAAUCCGUUCAUCAUGCUAGAAUCUUGAUUAAACAGAGACAUAUUGCUGUUGGUAAACAGCUUGUUAGCAUCCCAUCUUACAUGGUUAGAUUGGACUCCCAAAAGCACAUUGAUUUCGCUGCUACUUCUCCUUACGGUGGAGGUAGAGCUGGUAGAGUUAAGAGAAGAUCCGAGAAGGCUAAGGCUGACGCCGCUAAGGCUGAGGAGGAAGGUGCUGACAAGGAGUAA
Molecule: messenger RNA, 585 nt
Organism: Brettanomyces nanus
Lineage: Eukaryota; Fungi; Ascomycota; Pichiomycetes; Pichiales; Pichiaceae
Gene: RPS9B
Product: ribosomal 40S subunit protein S9B
Exons: 1
Coding region: 1-585 (194 amino acids)
Biological process (GO): positive regulation of translational fidelity; translation
Cellular component (GO): cytosolic small ribosomal subunit
Molecular function (GO): structural constituent of ribosome; rRNA binding
Source: RefSeq, a predicted model, not a curated record